UUGUUGUGGGAGGGGGAAAGUUCAAUUGCCACUACUCAAGGACCCACAUGUGCUUCUUCAGCAUCUUUUAUUUGACAAUGAUGUUGAUAGCAAAAACUAUCAACAACAUAUUAGAGCGUAUAAUAUGAUGUUUGCAUUCACAUCGCCUGGUGCUAAAAUUGACAAGUCAGUUAACGAUGAUCGAGGCCCGCCUACGUUCAAAAUACAGGGCCAAACAUGCCAUCGAGUGGGAAGCAUGUUACCUAUGCCAGGUCAACCUCCAAAGUUUGCCCAAUUAUACAUAUAUGAUACUGAGCAUGAGAUACAAAAUAGGAUUCGAGGAAUAAGAAACCCAAAUGACAUAGAUGAUCAGAUUGUGGGCAAAUUAUCAGCCAUGCUACAUGAAUACAAUGUGCAUGCAAAAUCCUUUAGAAUGGCUAAGGAAAGAUUGCAAGAUGCACCUGUGCAGGAUCUGCGGUUAAAGUUGAUUUCUGACAGAGUUAGUGAUGGCCGAUUAUAUAACUUGCCUACGGUUUCAGAAGUUGCUGCUCUUAUUGUUGGAGAUGUUAACACUUCAUCAAAAAGAGAUAUUAUAAUGGAGACCCGAAGUCGUACACUUCAACGAAUAAGUGAGCUGCAUACUAGCUAUUUGAGUUAUCAGUAUCCCCUUUUAUUUCCUUAUGGAGAGGAUGGAUACAGGCAUGACGUGCUUCAUAGAGAUACAGGUAAUUCUAAUAGUUCUAAAAGAAACCAUCUUACCAUAAGAGAGUGGCUUUGUUUUAGGCUACAAACAAGGAAAAAUGAGGCGCUAACAUUGUUGAGAUCAAGAAGAUUAUUUCAGCAGUUCGUAGUUGAUGGCUAUACUAUGCUUGAGUCAGAGAGGUUAUCUUUUAUCAGGAGAAACCAAAAAAAGCUAAGAGUUGAUAAAUACAGUAACCUCAGUCAAACAAAUCACAACUUACAAUGUCCAGGAUCUGAAAAGGGGAAAAGAAUUGUACUACCAUCGACAUUUGUAGGAAGUCGUCGCUACAUGGAUCAACUCUACUUUGAUGGUAUGGCAAUUUGCGCUUUUGUUGGCUUUCCUGAUUUCUUUAUCACGUUCACUUGCAAUCCCAACUGGCCUGAGAUUCAGAGAGUACUUGCACCAUUAAACUUGAAGCCGCAUGACCGUCCUGAUAUUGUUGCAAGGGUCUUCAGGAUAAAGUUUGAAGAGUUAUUAACAGAUUAAAGGAAAAGGCAUAUCUUCGGAAAAGUUCUUGCAUAUAUGCACACAAUUGAGUUCCAAAAAAGAGGAUUGCCCCAUGGGCACAUACUCAUUUUUUUGCAUCCUUCGAACAAGUACCCAACUGCCAAUGAUAUUGAUAAGAUUAUUUCAGCAGAGAUACCUGAUGAAGAGACCGAGAAAGAAUUGUACAACCUGGUCAAAUCUCACAUGAUUCAUGGUCCAUGCGGUUUAGCGAACCCUUCAUCACCGUGCAUGCAGGAUGGGAAGUGCAACAAGUAUUAUCCUAAGCAAUUCCAGGGAAGUUGGGUUUAGAUUGGUUUGCUCAGUUUAAGUGUGAUUUGAUUUUGUUUAUUUAGGUUUCUUCUGAUUUAAUAUGGACAAAUGAAGUAUAUGGUGUUACAUGAUUUUAUUUGCUAUCGAAGUCUUGGCAGGAGUGGCUUGCUUUAUUUGGUUUAUUAUGAUAUGUUUAAGUCUAAUCUGAUCAGGUCUAAAUCACUUAAGUCUGAUAUAGAAAUACAUAUAAUACAAACACCCUAAUUGUAAUAAUUAAACUAAAUCUAUAAAUAUACAUAGCCACUAUUUUACUAGAGUUACUAACAAUAAAUUUUAAUAUUUUUUAUGUACUCAAUUAUUUAGAAUAUUAUCAUUUAGAUCGUAAGAAACAUGUUAAUUAAAUUCUAUCGUCCUAAAUCCUAAUAGUCUCAUACAUUUGCUAAUGAAUGAUAAAAAAAUUAAACUAAAAUAUUACGAAGAAAUAGUCAUAUAGGGGCUAUAAUAUUCAUUUUAAGUACGGAGGUCUAGCCUCAUCGAAAGUAAAUCAAGACUUAUACAUGGUCACACUUUAGAGUAAUACUACAAAUUAACACCGAUUUUGAAUUUUAACAACAAGUGCAAUUUAUACAAAAUAAAGAAACAACACCACCUUUUUUCAUUAUUAUCUAUUAAACUUACUCCACCAAGGUCGUACAUGACAUUAGCAGUGCAAAGAGAUAUUAAGUUAAGAUAAUUGUCAUCACUUUUAAUUAGAAAUAUAUAAUAUUUACAAUUUUUUCAGGCAUCAACGACGCUUGAUGAAGAUGGUUAUCCUAUUUAUAGGAGAAGAGCCGAUGGAAAGAAAAUCGAAAAAAAUGAUUGUAUCUUAGACAAUCGUCAUGUUGUGCCUUAUAAUCCAAAAUUGUUGUUAAAGUACCAAGCGCAUAUCAACAUGGAAUGGUGUAAUCAAAGCACUUCAAUAAAAUACUUAUUCAAGUAUAUCAACAAAGGAUAUGACCGGAUAACAGCAGUUAUUGUUCCAGCACACAAUGAUGUGUCACCCCAAAAUGAGAAUAUUGAUGAGAUCAAGCAAUAUCUUGAUUGCAGGUAUGUCUCACCAUGUGAGGCCUGUUGGAGGAUUUUUUCUUUUCCGAUUCAUGGUAGAUCUCCAGCCGUUGAAAGACUUUUCUUUCACCUUCCCAAUGAGCAAUCUGUGUUCUUUAGUGACAAUGAUGACCUUGAGUCUGUGCUCACAAGAAAAAUUGUUAAAGAAUCAAUGUUUACAUCUUGGAUGCAAGCAAACAAAAUCUAUCCGGAAGGAAAAGAUUUGACAUAUGCAAAGUUCGUUUCUCGAUUUGUGUAUGUAGCUAGCAAGAGGUGUUGGAAGCCAAGAACAAAGGGUUACACUAUUGGUAGACUCAUCUGGGUACCUCCAACAACAGGUGAACUAUUCUAUUUAAGAAUGAUGCUCACUGUAACAAAAGGGCCACGUUGUUAUGAGGAUAUUAGGACCGUUGCCAACAUUCAAUAUCCGAGCUUUAGAGAAGCGUGUUUUGCGGCGGGAUUGCUUGGUGAUGAUAAAGAAUACAUUGGAGCAUUAAAAGAAGUUAAAGACUGGGCAUCAGGACACUACUUGAGAAAAUUAUUUGUAACUCUGCUAUUAUCAUGCCCUGUGAGCAGACCCGAGCAUGUAUGGGAACAAACUUGGCAGUGGUUGGCAGAUGGAAUUUUGUAUCAACAGCGAAGGCUCUCAAUCAUCCCAGAUUUACAGCUUAGUGAUCAAGAGUUGCAAAAUUUAACUCUUGUGGAGCUUGAGAAAUUGAUGCAAAAAAAGAGAAAAAGUCUAAAAGACUUUCCCUCAAUACCAUAUCCAAAUGGAUAUAUCACGGAACAACUAGGAAAUAGGCUUAUAUAUGCAGAACGUGAGUAUGAUACAUCCAAGUUGCGUGAGGAGUUUCAAAGUUUGUAUGCUUCUCUUACCGAUGAACAAAAAGCCAUAUUUGACACAAUAAUGGAAGCUGUGACUAACCAAAAAGGCGGGGUAUACUUUUUAUAUGGUUAUUAUGGUGGUACAGGAAAAACAUUUAUGUGGAGGACACUAGCUUCUGCCUUACGUUCUCAACGUCAUAUCGUUUUAACUGUCGCAUCCACUGGUAUAGCUUCUCUACUCUUACCUGGAGGCAGAACUGCACACUCUAAGUUUUCAAUCCCAGUUCCUACUUUGGAGAACUCUACAUGCAAUAUACAUCAAGGGAGUGAACUUGCAGAGCUAUUGAAACAAACUAAAUUGAUAAUAUGGGAUGAAGCAACAAUGGCUCAUAAAUUUUGUUUUGAAGCAUUAGACAGAAGCCUAAGUGACAUCAUUAAUAAUGAUGGUGAUUCUAAUUCACCAUUUGGAGGAAGAGUGAUUGUCUUUGGAGGAGACUUUAGACAAACUUUACCCGUUAUUCCUGGAGGCAGCCGUUCAGACAUCGUUAAUGCUACAAUAAAUUCUUCAUAUCUAUGGGAAGACUGUCAGGUAUUGUCUCUUACUAAAAAUAUGCGACUCCAAAAUAGUUUGGAUAUGACAAGUGCUACUGAGCUCAAAGAAUUUUCAAAAUGGAUAUUGGAUGUGGGGGAUGGAAAAAUAUUAGAGCCAAAUGAUGGUUAUGCAGAAAUAAAAAUUCCAGAUGAAUUCUUGAUUAAAGAAUUUGAUGAUCCAAUAGAUGCAAUAAUCCGAAGCACAUAUCCUAACUUGAUGGAGCAAUACAAAAAUGAGGAAUUCCUCAAGGGUAGAGCUAUCUUAGCAUCGACUAUUGAAAUUGUCGAUAAAAUUAACGACUAUGUUCUUUCCUUGCUCCCAGACAGAGAAUAUUUAAGUUGCGAUUCUGUAGACAAAUCAGAUGUAGUCGAAGCAGAAGCAUUUGAAGCGUUGACACCAGAGUUUCUAAAUUCCUUGAGAACAUCAGGUCUCCCAAAUCAUAGGAUACGACUUAAGGUUGGGACUCCAGUAAUGUUGUUAAGAAAUAUAGACCAGUCAGAAGGACUAUGUAAUGGAACUAGAUUGAUUGUCACCAGACUGAGAAAUCAUGUCAUUGGAGCAAGAAUCAUGUCUGAAAGCUAUGGUGGAGAUGAGAUUUACAUACCUCGAAUGUGUAUGUAUCCUUCUCAAUCACCAUGGCCUUUUAAACUUAUCAGAAGACAAUUUCCUAUAAUGGUCUCAUAUGCAAUGACAAUCAAUAAAUCUCAAGGACAGUCACUGGAAAGAGUUGG
Cuscuta europaea is the source of this 4708-nucleotide messenger RNA. Lineage: Eukaryota; Viridiplantae; Streptophyta; Magnoliopsida; Solanales; Convolvulaceae. The record is from the annotation of a GenBank genome assembly.